AUGAAACUAUUAUUAAUUCUUGGACUUCUCCCAUUUGUUGCAUCGCAAAAUCCGCCGGGAACAGCACCGACUGCAGCCGAAAUUUUAGCUGAAAACAUCAAUGGACAAACUGUUCAUGAGUUCAGAGGCUACUACAAACGAGAACAUUCACUCAUCAAGCCAUACCUGGGAUCUGGCGCCGAUAUCCCUAACUGGAACAUCGUAGGCAGCACUUUCAUUUCUACAAACCAAAUUCGUCUCACCGCAGAUGAUCAGAGCAAGCAGGGAAGCCUUUGGAACACUCAGCCUGUCUGGUCUCGCGACUGGGAACUUCAAGUUUCUUUCAAAGUAACCGGAAGUACUGGAGAUUUGUUCGGAGACGGAAUGGCCAUUUGGUACACUUCCGAACCAAACCACUUGGGGCCAGUUUUUGGUGGAAAAGACUAUUUCCGUGGUUUGGCGGUUUUCCUGGACACGUACAGCAAUCACAAUGGACCACAUCAGCAUGGACAUCCCUUCAUUUCGGCAAUGGUAUCUGAUGGGAGCCUACACUACGACCACGACAAAGAUGGCACUCACACUCAACUCGGUGGAGAGAACACUGGAUGUACUGCCAAGUUCCGUAACAAGGAUCACGACACUCAACUUCUCAUUCGAUACGUCGGGGACACUCUUUCUAUUUUCACCGACAUUGAGAACAAGGGUAUCUGGAAUCUGUGUAUGAGCGUGAACAAUGUGCAGCUUCCAACUGGAUACUACUUCGGAAUGAGUGCUGCCACUGGAGACUUGUCUGAUGCUCAUGAUGUGGUGUCGGUUAAAAUGUUUGAGCAGGAGUUUGCUCAUGUUGAACGCGUUGGAGAGGCUGAUCGACGAAACGUGGUGCCGCACGCACAGUUCACCGCUUCUCCAAGGGACCACACCGACGAUGCGAGACCAUCUAGACUAGGAUGGGGAGGAACGAUCGCAUUAGUAGUUGUUGGAAUCAUUGUGCUCGUUGGAGGUCUUGGAUUCGGAGUAAUCUAUUUUCAAAAGAAAAACGAGCGACAGCGGAAGCGAUUCUAUUAA
Messenger RNA from Caenorhabditis briggsae, 1044 nucleotides. RefSeq names its product Protein CBR-ILE-2 (gene Cbr-ile-2). Gene Ontology annotation, biological process: endoplasmic reticulum to Golgi vesicle-mediated transport; endoplasmic reticulum organization; Golgi organization. Gene Ontology annotation, cellular component: Golgi membrane; endoplasmic reticulum membrane; endoplasmic reticulum-Golgi intermediate compartment. The coding region runs from base 1 to 1044 and encodes 347 amino acids. NCBI's taxonomy places the organism in Eukaryota, Metazoa, Nematoda, Chromadorea, Rhabditida, Rhabditidae. The record is from RefSeq and is a predicted model, not a curated record. The transcript is spliced from 6 exons. Gene Ontology annotation, molecular function: D-mannose binding.